CACGCGGCUCUCCAGGAUGAGAGCUCCGCAGCUUCUGCUCCCAGCCGGGGCGGCCGGUGCCAGCCUGGGCCUCUUGCUCCUGCUUUGCGUCUGUCUAGAGCUAGGCGUGCUGGCCAAGCAGCUGAAGUUUGUGACGGUGGUGUUCCGGCAUGGUGAUCGAAGUCCCAUCGAAACCUUCCCUAACGACCCCAUUAAGGAAUCUUCAUGGCCACAAGGAUUUGGCCAACUCACUCAGCGUGGCAUGCAGCAGCAUUACGAACUUGGAGGGUAUAUUAGAAGAAGAUACAGGAGGUUCUUGAACGAGUCCUACAGACAUGAACAGGCAAGUUGGGAAAUCUUGACCUUGAAGAAACUAAAACAGUCCCGCAGAUGACUUAUUGUCUGUGGGACUUACACAAGUCAGAGAUCUCAUUUGCAAAUGUCCCUCUCUUUAUACAACUAUACUGUUAUUAAAAUGUAUGAAUAUGAGCAGAUUCAAAGACAUCUGGGUAAUGACUUUGGUAAGUAGCCUCCUCUCGCUGGUUUCAUUUGUCAAUCCAAUCAUUGUCUGUGGGGUAACUUUGUACCAUGGUGUGCCCAUACUAUUAUUCAUCUCAUAACUGAUGUUAUUAUAAUGAUAUUACUGCAGUAUGUGCUAAUACUUAAUGUGGGUGUCUGCUUUCUCCUCUAGUACCCUGUCCACUCCACAGGCAAACAGAAGUCCUUACUGUUGGCUUCUGCUUUGGUUUUCACACUCCAGGUUUAUGUUCGAAGCACAGAUGUUGACCGGACUCUGAUGAGUGCUAUGACAAACCUCGCAGCCCUGUUUCCCCCGGAAGGUUCCAGCGUUUGGAAUCCCCACCUACCCUGGCAGCCCAUCCCGGUGCACACAGUCUCCUUGUCUGAAGAUCGGCUGCUGUACCUGCCUUUCAAAAACUGCCCUCGCCUUCAAGAGCUUCAGAGCGAGACUUUGAAGUCGGAGGAAUUCCAGAAGAGGCUGCAGCCUUACAAGAAUUUUAUAGACACUUUGUCAACACUGUCAGGAUUCCACGGCCAGGAACUUUUUGGAAUAUGGAGUAGAAUCUAUGACCCUUUGUUCUGUGAGAGUGUUCACAAUUUCACUUUACCCUCCUGGGCCACGAAAGAAGUCAUGACCAAGUUGAGAGAAUUGUCAGAAUUGUCCCUGCUGUCCCUCUAUGGAAUUCACAAGCAGAAGGAGAAGUCUAGGCUCCAAGGAGGCGUCCUGCUCAGUGAAAUCCUCAAUCACAUGAAGAAUGCUGCUCACUCACCAAGCUACAAAAAACUCGUCAUGUAUUCUGCACACGAUACUACCGUGAGCGGCCUACAGAUGGCGCUGGAAGUCUACAACGGACGCCUUCCUCCCUACGCCGCCUGCCACUUCAUGGAGCUGCUCCAGGAGAAUGGGGAGUACUUCGUGGAGAUGUACUAUCGGAAUGAGACCCAGCACGAGCCUCAUCCUCUCACGCUGCCUGGCUGCACCCAGAGCUGCCCCCUGGAGAAAUUCGCUGAGCUGGUUGCCCCUGUGCUCCCCCAAGACUGGUCCUCAGAGUGCAUGAUCACAAACAGCCACCAAGCCCUCAAGGUCAUCCUGGCCAUUGCCUUUUGCGUGGUGUCUGGUGUCUUAGUGGUGCUGCUGUUUCUCCUCAUCCGCCACGGGCCCUGCUGGCAGAGAGAAUCCUAUAGCAACAUCUGAAGAGA
Messenger RNA from Ochotona princeps (American pika), 1698 nucleotides. RefSeq names its product acid phosphatase 3 (gene ACP3). Gene Ontology annotation, cellular component: lysosome; plasma membrane. The transcript has 10 exons. The record is from RefSeq and is a predicted model, not a curated record. Lineage: Eukaryota; Metazoa; Chordata; Mammalia; Lagomorpha; Ochotonidae. Bases 776 to 1693 code for a protein of 305 amino acids. Gene Ontology annotation, biological process: dephosphorylation; lysosome organization. Gene Ontology annotation, molecular function: acid phosphatase activity.